Messenger RNA from Physella acuta, 2279 nucleotides. Its product is annotated as leucine zipper transcription factor-like protein 1. The record is from RefSeq and is a predicted model, not a curated record. NCBI's taxonomy places the organism in Eukaryota, Metazoa, Mollusca, Gastropoda, Physidae. Gene Ontology annotation, cellular component: cytoplasm. Gene Ontology annotation, biological process: negative regulation of protein localization to cilium.
UCCAGUAAAAAUUAGCAAAUGGCCAGAUUGUAGAUCCAGCCAGUCUAUUUACUUUAGUAGAGGGAGACUUAUCGGAGCUUGGAAUAAAUGAGCAUCAUCAAACACAAGUUAUUAACUACAUCCGAUUUGCACGUUAUCAGCGAGCGCAACGGUUACGAGCUGUUGAUAAAUGUUUUGAAGAACUGAAAGACAGCAGACUGACAGAUGAGACAUUCACCAUUGACGAGGUGACCGACAUGCUGGAUGGCCUGCUGGCAGUGGUCAGGUCGGAGGUUGAGUCUGAACUAAUCAACACAGCUCACACCAAUGUGCUCAUGUCCAGGCAGAUGCUGCAGCAGGCGGAGAAAUGGCACCUCAAGCUCUCCACUGACAUUUCAGAACUGGAAAACAGGGAACUCCUGGAACAGAUCAAGGAAUUUGAAGAAAGAGAAUUUUCUGGUGCCAAGAAAGAUAAGGAAUUUAUCCCAAAGAAACUUAUCCCAAUCAACGACACAGGGCUGACUCAACUGUUGAAUAUGAAAAUUGAUGAACUAGAAUCUGAGAAUGAGAUGCUCUUGCAACGACUCGCUAAGUUUGAUAAGGAGUUUACAAACAACUAUGAAAGAUCAAAAUCCUUGACCUCUGACCUUGAGCGCCUGCAAUCUGAGCUUCGAGCCAAAGGAACAAGGCCUGGGGCAACACCAGAAGAAGUUUCUGAGAUGAGUCGUCAGAUGGCUGCGCUACAGCUUCAGAUUGAUCAGGAGAGGCAGAAGGGUCAAGUUUCAGCAGAACAUGCGGAGCAAGAGAUGGCUAAGACCAAACAUGAACUCUUAAAGAUCAGGGAAAUGUUAGAGCUAGCGGAGAAGGAACUGGAAAAGAAAGUGAGCCAAACAAAUCCAUUUAAAAAUUUAAAACAAAUGCUCCAAAGAAAGAAUGAUCAGCUGAAAGAUUUACGGAAAAGACUAGGAAAGUAUGAGGAAGUUGAAGAUGAUUAGUUGGAUGAUGUGAUCAAUGUGAUCUGCUAGAAAGUCCCUCUCAUUGUUUUACACUUUAUCUUUGGUGCACUGGUUUUGUUCCCUUGAAUUCAAACACACUAGCUGUUUUUUAUAACGCCUUUGAAAAUAAUGUUAGGAAAAUAUUUAUUUAAAAUUAUAGUCAGAAACAGAAAUAACACAUUUAAUACUGUGCAAUUAUCAGGCAAUUUUAAAAGUUAAUGCACCAAUGUUUUAUAUACUCACUUUUAUUCAUUUAUUUACCACAAAAAUAUAUCUCAUCUUUUAUUCAUUUCUUUACCAUAAAAAUAUAUCUGAUCUUUUAUUUAUUUCUUUACCACAAAAAUAUAUCUCAUUUCUUCACCUAAUAGCAUAUGUAUCACUGCAUUUUAAAAGUUAUUUAUCAACUCACUAAAGCCAAAAGUAGAUAAGGUUACAAAAAGUAUUUCAGAGGAUGGCACUCACUCACAAGACUGAGCUUUGACUGCUGCUUAAGCCUCACAUACUAAACAAUAAAAUACUGCCUCACAUACUAAACAUCACAUAAUCCUCACAUACAAAACAUCACAAAAUCCUCACAUACUAAACAACAAAAUAUUGUCUCAAAAUCUUUACAUACUAAACAAAAUAAUAUUCUCAAUUAAUCAUCUCUCCCUUUUGAGAGAUAUUUAGUUUUAAAACUAUUCUUCUCUAUCUAUUUGCUAAUGUGAUCUUUAAAGAAAAUUCCAUCCAUAAAUGAUUCCUGCCGUUACUUAAAUUACAAAGUUCUAUUUGUAAAUAAAAGAUGUUCUAUACCACUGUUGUCCUAAUGUGUAGGUUGUUUUAAAAUUUGUUUUAGCUUGCUAGGAUGGCUAUUUUGUAGCUUACUACUUGUAUGACCAGUAGGUAAUUGAGGCUGAGGCGUGUGUGUUUAAUUAUCUGACCUAAUGAUGAUUAAAAGCUCGUCUUUUUAUUUUUUAAUGUAUUGAUUAAACCAAGUAGAAUAAAUACACUUUAUGAGCUAUUACAAAUGUAGUGUAUUGAAGCUAAAUGAUGUAAAGUUUUUCAGUCAAAUUAUGUAGUGAAUUUCACAGUCAUAUGAUUGGAGCUAAAUUAUGUAGUGUAUUUCAUAGUUGUUUGAUGAAAGCUAAUGUAUGAUUAAAGCUUAUGUAUGAUUAAAUCUAAAUGAAGUAUGAUACCUGUAAAAUGGAAAGCACAUGAUCAUGGUCAAUAUUUAAUAAUUUUCUGGUAAUAAACUGGUAGAGAGUUCUGUAAAAAUAUGAUUAAAUUUAACUUAAACAUGUAUGUAUUAAAUAAUGUGUUAAAUUU